Messenger RNA from Tribolium madens (black flour beetle), 623 nucleotides. It is a transcript of the gene Ak6, whose product is annotated as adenylate kinase isoenzyme 6. The record is from RefSeq and is a predicted model, not a curated record. Bases 68 to 610 code for a protein of 180 amino acids. The transcript has a single exon. NCBI's taxonomy places the organism in Eukaryota, Metazoa, Arthropoda, Insecta, Coleoptera, Tenebrionidae. Gene Ontology annotation, molecular function: ATP hydrolysis activity; ATP binding; AMP kinase activity. Gene Ontology annotation, cellular component: nucleus; cytoplasm.
GCCGCACGCCUAUAUGUCACAUGUCAAACUUUGAGGUUAUGUUACAUUUUACAUUUCAUAGAAGAAAAUGGCAAAUCCUGCACAAAUAAAGCGACAAGCCCCUAAUAUAUUAGUCACAGGCACUCCAGGUGUUGGAAAAUCAACAUUGUGUCAAAAACUGAGUGAAAUCACCGGUUUACAAUGGUUGGAAAUAUCGAAAAUCGCGAAAGACAAUAACUGUCUUGAAGAAUACGAUGAAGUUUACCAGUGUCCAAUUUUGGACGAAGACAAGCUUUUAGACGGUCUGGAAGAAGUGAUGUGUAAAGGUGGAAAUAUAGUUGAUUAUCACAGUUGUGAUUUUUUUCCGGAACGAUGGUUUGAUGUUGUUUUUGUGUUGCGUACUGAUAAUACAACUUUAUAUGAUAGACUUGUUAGUAGGGGAUACACCGGCAAAAAAUUAGAAGAUAAUAUUGAUUGCGAGAUUUUCCAAGUGUUAUUAGAUGAGGCUAAAGCGUCCUACAAUGUUAACAUAGUUCAUGAGCUAAAUAACGUGACACCUCAAGAAUUAGAAGACAAUGUAAAUAGGAUAUGUUUGUGGCUCCAACAAUGGUUUCAAGACAACCAACAAUAAAUUUUUCAAGUUA